Messenger RNA from Homo sapiens (human), 15171 nucleotides. It is a transcript of the gene PKD1, whose product is annotated as polycystin 1, transient receptor potential channel interacting. Gene Ontology annotation, biological process: animal organ morphogenesis; chordate embryonic development; regulation of proteasomal protein catabolic process. NCBI's taxonomy places the organism in Eukaryota, Metazoa, Chordata, Mammalia, Primates, Hominidae. The transcript has 48 exons. Gene Ontology annotation, cellular component: vesicle; polycystin complex; cell surface. Gene Ontology annotation, molecular function: monoatomic cation channel activity; transcription regulator inhibitor activity; calcium channel activity. The record is from RefSeq and is a predicted model, not a curated record. The coding region runs from base 1259 to 14152 and encodes 4297 amino acids.
AGAACGGCGAUGGCAAAAGCAGAUGGAGACGUGAAAAAGUACGGGAGCAAGCGAGGUGAGGACUCCACGGGGACCCCUGUGCUGUUCCCUGUCCCUGAAGCCCACACCUGAGUCCUGCCCAGGGCAGAUGCUUCCACACCCAGGGGGCACCUGAGUCCUACCCAGGGCAGACGCUUCCACACCCUGGGGGCUGGGGGACUGCACCUGGCUCCUGUCUGGGCCCCAGCUUCAUUCCACUGCCCUGGGCCCUGGGAGCUCGGCCGAGCGGGGUCCCCAAGACCUUGCUGCAUUUCUGGGCCUUGGGCUGGGGUGAGGGCCGGGAGAAGGAGCCAGCCUGGAGCCUGGCACGCAGGGAGUGCAUGGCCAGAACCGGUGACAGGCAGGGCUGCCUGCUGGCGUGGAAGAAGUGUCCAUGGCACCCCCAGGCCUGGUUCACAGUGGGAUGGGCGGGGAGCCGGGGGGCUCUGGGGUCCUCGGCUGACCUGCCCCCACCCCUGCCCUGGCUUGUCAGCUCCCAGCAGCAGCCACUCUUGAUGGAUUUUCCAGAAAAUGAGGUGUGGCCAAACAUCUUCAGGCUUUUCCUUCUUUCCUUUCUCCCGUGGCCUGGGUGGGAGCUGCUCCCCAUGCCUGGGGGCAGGUGCGAGAGCCUGUGCCCCUCCCUGGGGCAGUUUCACAGCUGUGUCCCUUCCAGGGGGCCUGCCUGUGUUCACCGUGGCCUCUGCAGCACCUCUCGCCCCUUAGGGCUCCUGCGCCUCGGGUCCCGGUGCCUCAUUUCUCCCUAAAGCAUUGGUUCUGCUGCCGCCGCAGCCGCUGGAAAGUCCCUCCUCAGGUCUAACUGCAGUUCCUCACGGCACAGUGUUCCCCCUCGGGCAUGGUGCUUGGGCAGUGGGUGUGAGUCCAGCUGCCUCACCCUGUCUCGAGAAUGGCCUCUUGCUGGUCUCCCAGCCACCACCCUGUCCCACCCCACGGCGGGGAUGGUGUGGAUGCCUAGCAGCGCGGCUGUGGGCCCACCCAUCCUUAUGGGCAGUGGGGAGCACCUCAGCCCGUGUCCCUACCUUGGUGUAGAGGAGGGGACGGCAGAGAAGCAGGGUUCAGUUAGGGGGGAAGUGGUGGCCCUGCCGGAGGGGCCGUUCCCUGUGUGCCUGGCCCCCAGAUCCUCUCCCCUCCCGGAGCCCAGGGCACAGGCAUAGGCUCUCUGAGUGUCCCACAGCCCCUGGGGGAAGGGAACUGCACCCCCAACCGUGCCCUCCAUCCGCAGAUGGAACGAGAAGCUCCGGGAGCCAGUGCCCAGCGUCUCAUCUGUCUGGGCACCCAGCCCAGAGACGUCUCCCACAACCUGCUCCGGGCGCUGGACGUUGGGCUCCUGGCGAACCUCUCGGCGCUGGCAGAGCUGGAUAUAAGCAACAACAAGAUUUCUACGUUAGAAGAAGGAAUAUUUGCUAAUUUAUUUAAUUUAAGUGAAAUAAACCUGAGUGGGAACCCGUUUGAGUGUGACUGUGGCCUGGCGUGGCUGCCGCGAUGGGCGGAGGAGCAGCAGGUGCGGGUGGUGCAGCCCGAGGCAGCCACGUGUGCUGGGCCUGGCUCCCUGGCUGGCCAGCCUCUGCUUGGCAUCCCCUUGCUGGACAGUGGCUGUGGUGAGGAGUAUGUCGCCUGCCUCCCUGACAACAGCUCAGGCACCGUGGCAGCAGUGUCCUUUUCAGCUGCCCACGAAGGCCUGCUUCAGCCAGAGGCCUGCAGCGCCUUCUGCUUCUCCACCGGCCAGGGCCUCGCAGCCCUCUCGGAGCAGGGCUGGUGCCUGUGUGGGGCGGCCCAGCCCUCCAGUGCCUCCUUUGCCUGCCUGUCCCUCUGCUCCGGCCCCCCGCCACCUCCUGCCCCCACCUGUAGGGGCCCCACCCUCCUCCAGCACGUCUUCCCUGCCUCCCCAGGGGCCACCCUGGUGGGGCCCCACGGACCUCUGGCCUCUGGCCAGCUAGCAGCCUUCCACAUCGCUGCCCCGCUCCCUGUCACUGCCACACGCUGGGACUUCGGAGACGGCUCCGCCGAGGUGGAUGCCGCUGGGCCGGCUGCCUCGCAUCGCUAUGUGCUGCCUGGGCGCUAUCACGUGACGGCCGUGCUGGCCCUGGGGGCCGGCUCAGCCCUGCUGGGGACAGACGUGCAGGUGGAAGCGGCACCUGCCGCCCUGGAGCUCGUGUGCCCGUCCUCGGUGCAGAGUGACGAGAGCCUCGACCUCAGCAUCCAGAACCGCGGUGGUUCAGGCCUGGAGGCCGCCUACAGCAUCGUGGCCCUGGGCGAGGAGCCGGCCCGAGCGGUGCACCCGCUCUGCCCCUCGGACACGGAGAUCUUCCCUGGCAACGGGCACUGCUACCGCCUGGUGGUGGAGAAGGCGGCCUGGCUGCAGGCGCAGGAGCAGUGUCAGGCCUGGGCCGGGGCCGCCCUGGCAAUGGUGGACAGUCCCGCCGUGCAGCGCUUCCUGGUCUCCCGGGUCACCAGGAGCCUAGACGUGUGGAUCGGCUUCUCGACUGUGCAGGGGGUGGAGGUGGGCCCAGCGCCGCAGGGCGAGGCCUUCAGCCUGGAGAGCUGCCAGAACUGGCUGCCCGGGGAGCCACACCCAGCCACAGCCGAGCACUGCGUCCGGCUCGGGCCCACCGGGUGGUGUAACACCGACCUGUGCUCAGCGCCGCACAGCUACGUCUGCGAGCUGCAGCCCGGAGGCCCAGUGCAGGAUGCCGAGAACCUCCUCGUGGGAGCGCCCAGUGGGGACCUGCAGGGACCCCUGACGCCUCUGGCACAGCAGGACGGCCUCUCAGCCCCGCACGAGCCCGUGGAGGUCAUGGUAUUCCCGGGCCUGCGUCUGAGCCGUGAAGCCUUCCUCACCACGGCCGAAUUUGGGACCCAGGAGCUCCGGCGGCCCGCCCAGCUGCGGCUGCAGGUGUACCGGCUCCUCAGCACAGCAGGGACCCCGGAGAACGGCAGCGAGCCUGAGAGCAGGUCCCCGGACAACAGGACCCAGCUGGCCCCCGCGUGCAUGCCAGGGGGACGCUGGUGCCCUGGAGCCAACAUCUGCUUGCCGCUGGACGCCUCCUGCCACCCCCAGGCCUGCGCCAAUGGCUGCACGUCAGGGCCAGGGCUACCCGGGGCCCCCUAUGCGCUAUGGAGAGAGUUCCUCUUCUCCGUUCCCGCGGGGCCCCCCGCGCAGUACUCGCUGCUCCUUCCUGUCUGCCAGGUCUUGGCCUGUGUCCUCUCCCCGUGUGUCCCCCGGUCUGCAACUGUCCUGCCUGUCCUUGUCACGAGCACUGUGGGGAGGCUCCUUGAGGUCACCCUCCACGGCCAGGAUGUCCUCAUGCUCCCUGGUGACCUCGUUGGCUUGCAGCACGACGCUGGCCCUGGCGCCCUCCUGCACUGCUCGCCGGCUCCCGGCCACCCUGGUCCCCGGGCCCCGUACCUCUCCGCCAACGCCUCGUCAUGGCUGCCCCACUUGCCAGCCCAGCUGGAGGGCACUUGGGCCUGCCCUGCCUGUGCCCUGCGGCUGCUUGCAGCCACGGAACAGCUCACCGUGCUGCUGGGCUUGAGGCCCAACCCUGGACUGCGGCUGCCUGGGCGCUAUGAGGUCCGGGCAGAGGUGGGCAAUGGCGUGUCCAGGCACAACCUCUCCUGCAGCUUUGACGUGGUCUCCCCAGUGGCUGGGCUGCGGGUCAUCUACCCUGCCCCCCGCGACGGCCGCCUCUACGUGCCCACCAACGGCUCAGCCUUGGUGCUCCAGGUGGACUCUGGUGCCAACGCCACGGCCACGGCUCGCUGGCCUGGGGGCAGUGUCAGCGCCCGCUUUGAGAAUGUCUGCCCUGCCCUGGUGGCCACCUUCGUGCCCGGCUGCCCCUGGGAGACCAACGAUACCCUGUUCUCAGUGGUAGCACUGCCGUGGCUCAGUGAGGGGGAGCACGUGGUGGACGUGGUGGUGGAAAACAGCGCCAGCCGGGCCAACCUCAGCCUGCGGGUGACGGCGGAGGAGCCCAUCUGUGGCCUCCGCGCCACGCCCAGCCCCGAGGCCCGUGUACUGCAGGGAGUCCUAGUGAGGUACAGCCCCGUGGUGGAGGCCGGCUCGGACAUGGUCUUCCGGUGGACCAUCAACGACAAGCAGUCCCUGACCUUCCAGAACGUGGUCUUCAAUGUCAUUUAUCAGAGCGCGGCGGUCUUCAAGCUCUCACCCGAGGACGCUGCCAUGGCUGUGCUGACGGCCUCCAACCACGUGAGCAACGUCACCGUGAACUACAACGUAACCGUGGAGCGGAUGAACAGGAUGCAGGGUCUGCAGGUCUCCACAGUGCCGGCCGUGCUGUCCCCCAAUGCCACGCUAGCACUGACGGCGGGCGUGCUGGUGGACUCGGCCGUGGAGGUGGCCUUCCUGUGGACCUUUGGGGAUGGGGAGCAGGCCCUCCACCAGUUCCAGCCUCCGUACAACGAGUCCUUCCCGGUUCCAGACCCCUCGGUGGCCCAGGUGCUGGUGGAGCACAAUGUCAUGCACACCUACGCUGCCCCAGGUGAGUACCUCCUGACCGUGCUGGCAUCUAAUGCCUUCGAGAACCUGACGCAGCAGGUGCCUGUGAGCGUGCGCGCCUCCCUGCCCUCCGUGGCUGUGGGUGUGAGUGACGGCGUCCUGGUGGCCGGCCGGCCCGUCACCUUCUACCCGCACCCGCUGCCCUCGCCUGGGGGUGUUCUUUACACGUGGGACUUCGGGGACGGCUCCCCUGUCCUGACCCAGAGCCAGCCGGCUGCCAACCACACCUAUGCCUCGAGGGGCACCUACCACGUGCGCCUGGAGGUCAACAACACGGUGAGCGGUGCGGCGGCCCAGGCGGAUGUGCGCGUCUUUGAGGAGCUCCGCGGACUCAGCGUGGACAUGAGCCUGGCCGUGGAGCAGGGCGCCCCCGUGGUGGUCAGCGCCGCGGUGCAGACGGGCGACAACAUCACGUGGACCUUCGACAUGGGGGACGGCACCGUGCUGUCGGGCCCGGAGGCAACAGUGGAGCAUGUGUACCUGCGGGCACAGAACUGCACAGUGACCGUGGGUGCGGCCAGCCCCGCCGGCCACCUGGCCCGGAGCCUGCACGUGCUGGUCUUCGUCCUGGAGGUGCUGCGCGUUGAACCCGCCGCCUGCAUCCCCACGCAGCCUGACGCGCGGCUCACGGCCUACGUCACCGGGAACCCGGCCCACUACCUCUUCGACUGGACCUUCGGGGAUGGCUCCUCCAACACGACCGUGCGGGGGUGCCCGACGGUGACACACAACUUCACGCGGAGCGGCACGUUCCCCCUGGCGCUGGUGCUGUCCAGCCGCGUGAACAGGGCGCAUUACUUCACCAGCAUCUGCGUGGAGCCAGAGGUGGGCAACGUCACCCUGCAGCCAGAGAGGCAGUUUGUGCAGCUCGGGGACGAGGCCUGGCUGGUGGCAUGUGCCUGGCCCCCGUUCCCCUACCGCUACACCUGGGACUUUGGCACCGAGGAAGCCGCCCCCACCCGUGCCAGGGGCCCUGAGGUGACGUUCAUCUACCGAGACCCAGGCUCCUAUCUUGUGACAGUCACCGCGUCCAACAACAUCUCUGCUGCCAAUGACUCAGCCCUGGUGGAGGUGCAGGAGCCCGUGCUGGUCACCAGCAUCAAGGUCAAUGGCUCCCUUGGGCUGGAGCUGCAGCAGCCGUACCUGUUCUCUGCUGUGGGCCGUGGGCGCCCCGCCAGCUACCUGUGGGAUCUGGGGGACGGUGGGUGGCUCGAGGGUCCGGAGGUCACCCACGCUUACAACAGCACAGGUGACUUCACCGUUAGGGUGGCCGGCUGGAAUGAGGUGAGCCGCAGCGAGGCCUGGCUCAAUGUGACGGUGAAGCGGCGCGUGCGGGGGCUCGUCGUCAAUGCAAGCCGCACGGUGGUGCCCCUGAAUGGGAGCGUGAGCUUCAGCACGUCGCUGGAGGCCGGCAGUGAUGUGCGCUAUUCCUGGGUGCUCUGUGACCGCUGCACGCCCAUCCCUGGGGGUCCUACCAUCUCUUACACCUUCCGCUCCGUGGGCACCUUCAAUAUCAUCGUCACGGCUGAGAACGAGGUGGGCUCCGCCCAGGACAGCAUCUUCGUCUAUGUCCUGCAGCUCAUAGAGGGGCUGCAGGUGGUGGGCGGUGGCCGCUACUUCCCCACCAACCACACGGUACAGCUGCAGGCCGUGGUUAGGGAUGGCACCAACGUCUCCUACAGCUGGACUGCCUGGAGGGACAGGGGCCCGGCCCUGGCCGGCAGCGGCAAAGGCUUCUCGCUCACCGUGCUCGAGGCCGGCACCUACCAUGUGCAGCUGCGGGCCACCAACAUGCUGGGCAGCGCCUGGGCCGACUGCACCAUGGACUUCGUGGAGCCUGUGGGGUGGCUGAUGGUGGCCGCCUCCCCGAACCCAGCUGCCGUCAACACAAGCGUCACCCUCAGUGCCGAGCUGGCUGGUGGCAGUGGUGUCGUAUACACUUGGUCCUUGGAGGAGGGGCUGAGCUGGGAGACCUCCGAGCCAUUUACCACCCAUAGCUUCCCCACACCCGGCCUGCACUUGGUCACCAUGACGGCAGGGAACCCGCUGGGCUCAGCCAACGCCACCGUGGAAGUGGAUGUGCAGGUGCCUGUGAGUGGCCUCAGCAUCAGGGCCAGCGAGCCCGGAGGCAGCUUCGUGGCGGCCGGGUCCUCUGUGCCCUUUUGGGGGCAGCUGGCCACGGGCACCAAUGUGAGCUGGUGCUGGGCUGUGCCCGGCGGCAGCAGCAAGCGUGGCCCUCAUGUCACCAUGGUCUUCCCGGAUGCUGGCACCUUCUCCAUCCGGCUCAAUGCCUCCAACGCAGUCAGCUGGGUCUCAGCCACGUACAACCUCACGGCGGAGGAGCCCAUCGUGGGCCUGGUGCUGUGGGCCAGCAGCAAGGUGGUGGCGCCCGGGCAGCUGGUCCAUUUUCAGAUCCUGCUGGCUGCCGGCUCAGCUGUCACCUUCCGCCUGCAGGUCGGCGGGGCCAACCCCGAGGUGCUCCCCGGGCCCCGUUUCUCCCACAGCUUCCCCCGCGUCGGAGACCACGUGGUGAGCGUGCGGGGCAAAAACCACGUGAGCUGGGCCCAGGCGCAGGUGCGCAUCGUGGUGCUGGAGGCCGUGAGUGGGCUGCAGGUGCCCAACUGCUGCGAGCCUGGCAUCGCCACGGGCACUGAGAGGAACUUCACAGCCCGCGUGCAGCGCGGCUCUCGGGUCGCCUACGCCUGGUACUUCUCGCUGCAGAAGGUCCAGGGCGACUCGCUGGUCAUCCUGUCGGGCCGCGACGUCACCUACACGCCCGUGGCCGCGGGGCUGUUGGAGAUCCAGGUGCGCGCCUUCAACGCCCUGGGCAGUGAGAACCGCACGCUGGUGCUGGAGGUUCAGGACGCCGUCCAGUAUGUGGCCCUGCAGAGCGGCCCCUGCUUCACCAACCGCUCGGCGCAGUUUGAGGCCGCCACCAGCCCCAGCCCCCGGCGUGUGGCCUACCACUGGGACUUUGGGGAUGGGUCGCCAGGGCAGGACACAGAUGAGCCCAGGGCCGAGCACUCCUACCUGAGGCCUGGGGACUACCGCGUGCAGGUGAACGCCUCCAACCUGGUGAGCUUCUUCGUGGCGCAGGCCACGGUGACCGUCCAGGUGCUGGCCUGCCGGGAGCCGGAGGUGGACGUGGUCCUGCCCCUGCAGGUGCUGAUGCGGCGAUCACAGCGCAACUACUUGGAGGCCCACGUUGACCUGCGCGACUGCGUCACCUACCAGACUGAGUACCGCUGGGAGGUGUAUCGCACCGCCAGCUGCCAGCGGCCGGGGCGCCCAGCGCGUGUGGCCCUGCCCGGCGUGGACGUGAGCCGGCCUCGGCUGGUGCUGCCGCGGCUGGCGCUGCCUGUGGGGCACUACUGCUUUGUGUUUGUCGUGUCAUUUGGGGACACGCCACUGACACAGAGCAUCCAGGCCAAUGUGACGGUGGCCCCCGAGCGCCUGGUGCCCAUCAUUGAGGGUGGCUCAUACCGCGUGUGGUCAGACACACGGGACCUGGUGCUGGAUGGGAGCGAGUCCUACGACCCCAACCUGGAGGACGGCGACCAGACGCCGCUCAGUUUCCACUGGGCCUGUGUGGCUUCGACACAGAGGGAGGCUGGCGGGUGUGCGCUGAACUUUGGGCCCCGCGGGAGCAGCACGGUCACCAUUCCACGGGAGCGGCUGGCGGCUGGCGUGGAGUACACCUUCAGCCUGACCGUGUGGAAGGCCGGCCGCAAGGAGGAGGCCACCAACCAGACGGUGCUGAUCCGGAGUGGCCGGGUGCCCAUUGUGUCCUUGGAGUGUGUGUCCUGCAAGGCACAGGCCGUGUACGAAGUGAGCCGCAGCUCCUACGUGUACUUGGAGGGCCGCUGCCUCAAUUGCAGCAGCGGCUCCAAGCGAGGGCGGUGGGCUGCACGUACGUUCAGCAACAAGACGCUGGUGCUGGAUGAGACCACCACAUCCACGGGCAGUGCAGGCAUGCGACUGGUGCUGCGGCGGGGCGUGCUGCGGGACGGCGAGGGAUACACCUUCACGCUCACGGUGCUGGGCCGCUCUGGCGAGGAGGAGGGCUGCGCCUCCAUCCGCCUGUCCCCCAACCGCCCGCCGCUGGGGGGCUCUUGCCGCCUCUUCCCACUGGGCGCUGUGCACGCCCUCACCACCAAGGUGCACUUCGAAUGCACGGGCUGGCAUGACGCGGAGGAUGCUGGCGCCCCGCUGGUGUACGCCCUGCUGCUGCGGCGCUGUCGCCAGGGCCACUGCGAGGAGUUCUGUGUCUACAAGGGCAGCCUCUCCAGCUACGGAGCCGUGCUGCCCCCGGGUUUCAGGCCACACUUCGAGGUGGGCCUGGCCGUGGUGGUGCAGGACCAGCUGGGAGCCGCUGUGGUCGCCCUCAACAGGUCUUUGGCCAUCACCCUCCCAGAGCCCAACGGCAGCGCAACGGGGCUCACAGUCUGGCUGCACGGGCUCACCGCUAGUGUGCUCCCAGGGCUGCUGCGGCAGGCCGAUCCCCAGCACGUCAUCGAGUACUCGUUGGCCCUGGUCACCGUGCUGAACGAGUACGAGCGGGCCCUGGACGUGGCGGCAGAGCCCAAGCACGAGCGGCAGCACCGAGCCCAGAUACGCAAGAACAUCACGGAGACUCUGGUGUCCCUGAGGGUCCACACUGUGGAUGACAUCCAGCAGAUCGCUGCUGCGCUGGCCCAGUGCAUGGGGCCCAGCAGGGAGCUCGUAUGCCGCUCGUGCCUGAAGCAGACGCUGCACAAGCUGGAGGCCAUGAUGCUCAUCCUGCAGGCAGAGACCACCGCGGGCACCGUGACGCCCACCGCCAUCGGAGACAGCAUCCUCAACAUCACAGGAGACCUCAUCCACCUGGCCAGCUCGGACGUGCGGGCACCACAGCCCUCAGAGCUGGGAGCCGAGUCACCAUCUCGGAUGGUGGCGUCCCAGGCCUACAACCUGACCUCUGCCCUCAUGCGCAUCCUCAUGCGCUCCCGCGUGCUCAACGAGGAGCCCCUGACGCUGGCGGGCGAGGAGAUCGUGGCCCAGGGCAAGCGCUCGGACCCGCGGAGCCUGCUGUGCUAUGGCGGCGCCCCAGGGCCUGGCUGCCACUUCUCCAUCCCCGAGGCUUUCAGCGGGGCCCUGGCCAACCUCAGUGACGUGGUGCAGCUCAUCUUUCUGGUGGACUCCAAUCCCUUUCCCUUUGGCUAUAUCAGCAACUACACCGUCUCCACCAAGGUGGCCUCGAUGGCAUUCCAGACACAGGCCGGCGCCCAGAUCCCCAUCGAGCGGCUGGCCUCAGAGCGCGCCAUCACCGUGAAGGUGCCCAACAACUCGGACUGGGCUGCCCGGGGCCACCGCAGCUCCGCCAACUCCGCCAACUCCGUUGUGGUCCAGCCCCAGGCCUCCGUCGGUGCUGUGGUCACCCUGGACAGCAGCAACCCUGCGGCCGGGCUGCAUCUGCAGCUCAACUAUACGCUGCUGGACGGCCACUACCUGUCUGAGGAACCUGAGCCCUACCUGGCAGUCUACCUACACUCGGAGCCCCGGCCCAAUGAGCACAACUGCUCGGCUAGCAGGAGGAUCCGCCCAGAGUCACUCCAGGGUGCUGACCACCGGCCCUACACCUUCUUCAUUUCCCCGGGGAGCAGAGACCCAGCGGGGAGUUACCAUCUGAACCUCUCCAGCCACUUCCGCUGGUCGGCGCUGCAGGUGUCCGUGGGCCUGUACACGUCCCUGUGCCAGUACUUCAGCGAGGAGGACAUGGUGUGGCGGACAGAGGGGCUGCUGCCCCUGGAGGAGACCUCGCCCCGCCAGGCCGUCUGCCUCACCCGCCACCUCACCGCCUUCGGCGCCAGCCUCUUCGUGCCCCCAAGCCAUGUCCGCUUUGUGUUUCCUGAGCCGACAGCGGAUGUAAACUACAUCGUCAUGCUGACAUGUGCUGUGUGCCUGGUGACCUACAUGGUCAUGGCCGCCAUCCUGCACAAGCUGGACCAGUUGGAUGCCAGCCGGGGCCGCGCCAUCCCUUUCUGUGGGCAGCGGGGCCGCUUCAAGUACGAGAUCCUCGUCAAGACAGGCUGGGGCCGGGGCUCAGGUACCACGGCCCACGUGGGCAUCAUGCUGUAUGGGGUGGACAGCCGGAGCGGCCACCGGCACCUGGACGGCGACAGAGCCUUCCACCGCAACAGCCUGGACAUCUUCCGGAUCGCCACCCCGCACAGCCUGGGUAGCGUGUGGAAGAUCCGAGUGUGGCACGACAACAAAGGGCUCAGCCCUGCCUGGUUCCUGCAGCACGUCAUCGUCAGGGACCUGCAGACGGCACGCAGCGCCUUCUUCCUGGUCAAUGACUGGCUUUCGGUGGAGACGGAGGCCAACGGGGGCCUGGUGGAGAAGGAGGUGCUGGCCGCGAGCGACGCAGCCCUUUUGCGCUUCCGGCGCCUGCUGGUGGCUGAGCUGCAGCGUGGCUUCUUUGACAAGCACAUCUGGCUCUCCAUAUGGGACCGGCCGCCUCGUAGCCGUUUCACUCGCAUCCAGAGGGCCACCUGCUGCGUUCUCCUCAUCUGCCUCUUCCUGGGCGCCAACGCCGUGUGGUACGGGGCUGUUGGCGACUCUGCCUACAGCACGGGGCAUGUGUCCAGGCUGAGCCCGCUGAGCGUCGACACAGUCGCUGUUGGCCUGGUGUCCAGCGUGGUUGUCUAUCCCGUCUACCUGGCCAUCCUUUUUCUCUUCCGGAUGUCCCGGAGCAAGGUGGCUGGGAGCCCGAGCCCCACACCUGCCGGGCAGCAGGUGCUGGACAUCGACAGCUGCCUGGACUCGUCCGUGCUGGACAGCUCCUUCCUCACGUUCUCAGGCCUCCACGCUGAGCAGGCCUUUGUUGGACAGAUGAAGAGUGACUUGUUUCUGGAUGAUUCUAAGAGUCUGGUGUGCUGGCCCUCCGGCGAGGGAACGCUCAGUUGGCCGGACCUGCUCAGUGACCCGUCCAUUGUGGGUAGCAAUCUGCGGCAGCUGGCACGGGGCCAGGCGGGCCAUGGGCUGGGCCCAGAGGAGGACGGCUUCUCCCUGGCCAGCCCCUACUCGCCUGCCAAAUCCUUCUCAGCAUCAGAUGAAGACCUGAUCCAGCAGGUCCUUGCCGAGGGGGUCAGCAGCCCAGCCCCUACCCAAGACACCCACAUGGAAACGGACCUGCUCAGCAGCCUGUCCAGCACUCCUGGGGAGAAGACAGAGACGCUGGCGCUGCAGAGGCUGGGGGAGCUGGGGCCACCCAGCCCAGGCCUGAACUGGGAACAGCCCCAGGCAGCGAGGCUGUCCAGGACAGGACUGGUGGAGGGUCUGCGGAAGCGCCUGCUGCCGGCCUGGUGUGCCUCCCUGGCCCACGGGCUCAGCCUGCUCCUGGUGGCUGUGGCUGUGGCUGUCUCAGGGUGGGUGGGUGCGAGCUUCCCCCCGGGCGUGAGUGUUGCGUGGCUCCUGUCCAGCAGCGCCAGCUUCCUGGCCUCAUUCCUCGGCUGGGAGCCACUGAAGGUCUUGCUGGAAGCCCUGUACUUCUCACUGGUGGCCAAGCGGCUGCACCCGGAUGAAGAUGACACCCUGGUAGAGAGCCCGGCUGUGACGCCUGUGAGCGCACGUGUGCCCCGCGUACGGCCACCCCACGGCUUUGCACUCUUCCUGGCCAAGGAAGAAGCCCGCAAGGUCAAGAGGCUACAUGGCAUGCUGCGGAGCCUCCUGGUGUACAUGCUUUUUCUGCUGGUGACCCUGCUGGCCAGCUAUGGGGAUGCCUCAUGCCAUGGGCACGCCUACCGUCUGCAAAGCGCCAUCAAGCAGGAGCUGCACAGCCGGGCCUUCCUGGCCAUCACGCGGUCUGAGGAGCUCUGGCCAUGGAUGGCCCACGUGCUGCUGCCCUACGUCCACGGGAACCAGUCCAGCCCAGAGCUGGGGCCCCCACGGCUGCGGCAGGUGCGGCUGCAGGAAGCACUCUACCCAGACCCUCCCGGCCCCAGGGUCCACACGUGCUCGGCCGCAGGAGGCUUCAGCACCAGCGAUUACGACGUUGGCUGGGAGAGUCCUCACAAUGGCUCGGGGACGUGGGCCUAUUCAGCGCCGGAUCUGCUGGGGGCAUGGUCCUGGGGCUCCUGUGCCGUGUAUGACAGCGGGGGCUACGUGCAGGAGCUGGGCCUGAGCCUGGAGGAGAGCCGCGACCGGCUGCGCUUCCUGCAGCUGCACAACUGGCUGGACAACAGGAGCCGCGCUGUGUUCCUGGAGCUCACGCGCUACAGCCCGGCCGUGGGGCUGCACGCCGCCGUCACGCUGCGCCUCGAGUUCCCGGCGGCCGGCCGCGCCCUGGCCGCCCUCAGCGUCCGCCCCUUUGCGCUGCGCCGCCUCAGCGCGGGCCUCUCGCUGCCUCUGCUCACCUCGGUGUGCCUGCUGCUGUUCGCCGUGCACUUCGCCGUGGCCGAGGCCCGUACUUGGCACAGGGAAGGGCGCUGGCGCGUGCUGCGGCUCGGAGCCUGGGCGCGGUGGCUGCUGGUGGCGCUGACGGCGGCCACGGCACUGGUACGCCUCGCCCAGCUGGGUGCCGCUGACCGCCAGUGGACCCGUUUCGUGCGCGGCCGCCCGCGCCGCUUCACUAGCUUCGACCAGGUGGCGCAGCUGAGCUCCGCAGCCCGUGGCCUGGCGGCCUCGCUGCUCUUCCUGCUUUUGGUCAAGGCUGCCCAGCAGCUACGCUUCGUGCGCCAGUGGUCCGUCUUUGGCAAGACAUUAUGCCGAGCUCUGCCAGAGCUCCUGGGGGUCACCUUGGGCCUGGUGGUGCUCGGGGUAGCCUACGCCCAGCUGGCCAUCCUGCUCGUGUCUUCCUGUGUGGACUCCCUCUGGAGCGUGGCCCAGGCCCUGUUGGUGCUGUGCCCUGGGACUGGGCUCUCUACCCUGUGUCCUGCCGAGUCCUGGCACCUGUCACCCCUGCUGUGUGUGGGGCUCUGGGCACUGCGGCUGUGGGGCGCCCUACGGCUGGGGGCUGUUAUUCUCCGCUGGCGCUACCACGCCUUGCGUGGAGAGCUGUACCGGCCGGCCUGGGAGCCCCAGGACUACGAGAUGGUGGAGUUGUUCCUGCGCAGGCUGCGCCUCUGGAUGGGCCUCAGCAAGGUCAAGGAGUUCCGCCACAAAGUCCGCUUUGAAGGGAUGGAGCCGCUGCCCUCUCGCUCCUCCAGGGGCUCCAAGGUAUCCCCGGAUGUGCCCCCACCCAGCGCUGGCUCCGAUGCCUCGCACCCCUCCACCUCCUCCAGCCAGCUGGAUGGGCUGAGCGUGAGCCUGGGCCGGCUGGGGACAAGGUGUGAGCCUGAGCCCUCCCGCCUCCAAGCCGUGUUCGAGGCCCUGCUCACCCAGUUUGACCGACUCAACCAGGCCACAGAGGACGUCUACCAGCUGGAGCAGCAGCUGCACAGCCUGCAAGGCCGCAGGAGCAGCCGGGCGCCCGCCGGAUCUUCCCGUGGCCCAUCCCCGGGCCUGCGGCCAGCACUGCCCAGCCGCCUUGCCCGGGCCAGUCGGGGUGUGGACCUGGCCACUGGCCCCAGCAGGACACCCCUUCGGGCCAAGAACAAGGUCCACCCCAGCAGCACUUAGUCCUCCUUCCUGGCGGGGGUGGGCCGUGGAGUCGGAGUGGACACCGCUCAGUAUUACUUUCUGCCGCUGUCAAGGCCGAGGGCCAGGCAGAAUGGCUGCACGUAGGUUCCCCAGAGAGCAGGCAGGGGCAUCUGUCUGUCUGUGGGCUUCAGCACUUUAAAGAGGCUGUGUGGCCAACCAGGACCCAGGGUCCCCUCCCCAGCUCCCUUGGGAAGGACACAGCAGUAUUGGACGGUUUCUAGCCUCUGAGAUGCUAAUUUAUUUCCCCGAGUCCUCAGGUACAGCGGGCUGUGCCCGGCCCCACCCCCUGGGCAGAUGUCCCCCACUGCUAAGGCUGCUGGCUUCAGGGAGGGUUAGCCUGCACCGCCGCCACCCUGCCCCUAAGUUAUUACCUCUCCAGUUCCUACCGUACUCCCUGCACCGUCUCACUGUGUGUCUCGUGUCAGUAAUUUAUAUGGUGUUAAAAUGUGUAUAUUUUUGUAUGUCACUAUUUUCACUAGGGCUGAGGGGCCUGCGCCCAGAGCUGGCCUCCCCCAACACCUGCUGCGCUUGGUAGGUGUGGUGGCGUUAUGGCAGCCCGGCUGCUGCUUGGAUGCGAGCUUGGCCUUGGGCCGGUGCUGGGGGCACAGCUGUCUGCCAGGCACUCUCAUCACCCCAGAGGCCUUGUCAUCCUCCCUUGCCCCAGGCCAGGUAGCAAGAGAGCAGCGCCCAGGCCUGCUGGCAUCAGGUCUGGGCAAGUAGCAGGACUAGGCAUGUCAGAGGACCCCAGGGUGGUUAGAGGAAAAGACUCCUCCUGGGGGCUGGCUCCCAGGGUGGAGGAAGGUGACUGUGUGUGUGUGUGUGUGCGCGCGCGCACGCGCGAGUGUGCUGUAUGGCCCAGGCAGCCUCAAGGCCCUCGGAGCUGGCUGUGCCUGCUUCUGUGUACCACUUCUGUGGGCAUGGCCGCUUCUAGAGCCUCGACACCCCCCCAACCCCCGCACCAAGCAGACAAAGUCAAUAAAAGAGCUGUCUGACUGCAA